This is a messenger RNA of Octopus sinensis (East Asian common octopus), 519 nucleotides long. RefSeq names its product late histone H2B.L4-like. The coding region runs from base 145 to 504 and encodes 119 amino acids. Gene Ontology annotation, molecular function: structural constituent of chromatin; protein heterodimerization activity; DNA binding. The transcript has a single exon. Lineage: Eukaryota; Metazoa; Mollusca; Cephalopoda; Octopoda; Octopodidae. Gene Ontology annotation, cellular component: nucleosome. The record is from RefSeq and is a predicted model, not a curated record.
AUGCUGAUCACGUGAGAAACUAUUUCAACCAAUGAAAUUCAAGCGCGCCAAACAGUUACUUUCCGUUUGUGCCUACGCUCUAGAUAUAAAGUCAGUUGCCAGAGAUCAGCUAAUCAUUCGUAGAGCUUGCAGUGAUCGUUGAAGAUGUCAGACAGCGAAGAUAUCAAGAAACCCGUCAAGCCAAAUUUAGCCGGAUCGAAAAGCAAGAAAGUAAAGAGAAAGAGGAAAGAAAGCUAUUCCAACUAUAUCUAUAAGGUUAUGAAACAGGUCCAUCCUGAUACUGGAAUCUCCAGCAAAGCGAUGAUCAUCAUGAACAGCUUCGUUAACGAUUUGUUCGAGAGAAUCGCUGCCGAAGCCAGUCGUUUGGCUCAGUACAACAGACGUUCGACCAUCAGUAGUCGAGAGAUUCAAACUGCCGUUCGGCUUUUGAUUCCUGGCCAAUUGGCCAAACACGCAAUGUCAGAGGGUACGAAGGCAAUCACUAAAUACACUAGCAGCGAAUAAACACUUGCUGUAGUA